This is a messenger RNA of Astrephomene gubernaculifera, 5208 nucleotides long. The record is from the annotation of a GenBank genome assembly. NCBI's taxonomy places the organism in Eukaryota, Viridiplantae, Chlorophyta, Chlorophyceae, Chlamydomonadales, Astrephomenaceae.
CGGGACACAGCAGACGGCUGCUGCUCCGAUGGAUGAGAACCGCAUCCCGGUGCAGUACUUUCGGCUGGACCCCGGUCAGGAGUGGCUGUCCGAGGUGGUGGUGCUGCAGAGCGAGGCCAUGUGGGCGGCGCAGCUGAGGGGCAGCAAGGACGUGGUGGCGCAGGCGCUGGCGGUGCAGGGUCUCAUGCGUCUGGGUCUGCAGCUGGAGUCCAGCGGCGCCGCCGACUCCUCCUCCGUCAUCGGGGUGCUGCUGGACACGCUGCGGGCGCCGGGGGUGUACUGCCGCGUGAGGCUGGAGGCGGCGCGAGCGCUGGCGGCGUUCUCGGCCUCCAUGAGCACGCAGCCGGCCGCCCCCAACCUGCUGUCCUACUUCUACGAGCAGUGCCGUGACCCGCUGAGCGGCGUGCUGCGACCCAACUACUGGGCCGACAUGGCCACACACCUGGUGCUGCAGUCCAUCCCCGCCUGCCUGGCCAGCAUCCGCGACGUCUCCUUCAACAGCCCCCCCGAGGCGCUGCAGCUGGUCACCGACAUACUCGCAAACAACGACAACUCGGAGAACCUGUACGACGACUCCUGCUACCUUGCUGCCGUACUUGAGGCCGCGGGGCUGCUGCGCCCCCCGCACGCCUCCCAGCUGUCCCGCCUGCUGGGGCUGGUGGAGGAGCUGCUGCUGCGGGACGUGUGCCUGGCGCCCUCGCGGCACCUGCGGGUGGGGGCGGCGGCGCUGGCGGCCAUGACGCAGCUGGCCAUCAGCGUGAACCCCAGGCAAGGUCGCGGUGCGGGUGCGGAGGCCAAGGCGCUGGAGCUGUACGCGGGGGUGCGGCGGCAACUGCUGCGCUUCGCCAACCCGCGCCUCACCACCACCUCAGCGCCCGCAGCAACCACCACCACCGCCACCACUGGCGCCACUACCGGUGUCACGGCACUUGCCGCGGCACCACCGUUGCCCGGCGCCGCACCUGCAGCUGGAGCAGCUGCGUCUCAAGCGCUGGUACCGGCGGCCUGCUCCUCAGGCAACCAGCAGCUAUCCCACCACCCCCACCACCCCCACCCUGCUCCCCCUCACCACCACCCCCUGCACCUAUCCCAGUCGCAGCCUCCCUACCACCUGCUCCGCCGCGCCGCCUACCAGUGCCUGCUGCGGCUGGAGGCGGCGGAGGCCAAGGUAGCUUCAGGAAGGAGAGGAGGAGGAGGCGGCGGGGGUCCCAGCGGGUUGGACGGCAAGCCCGCCUCCCGCGUGGUGCAGCUGGCCGUGCGGCUGGUGCGGGGGGAGCCGCUGGGCCCUCUGAGGCUGGCGGUGAUGACGGAGCUGCUGACGCUGCUGGGUUCCAUGCAAGCCCGUGUGUUGGAGGAGGCUCGUGAGGACGGCAACGCCUCGCAGCCCGGAGCGCUGGUGGUGCCGGUCAGCCCCUCUGCAUGCGCGGCGCUGUACCGCCUGGCCCUGGGAGGAGGUGGCGGCAGCUGCAGCGGGACGUGUGGCCUUCGCGGCAGCGGCCUGAGUGAUGGCAGCGGCAGCAGCGGCGGUGAUAAGGAGGGGGGUGUAAAGGAGGAGGGUGACGGCAGCGGGGACAAGGAGAUGGUGGAUGUCGGAUUGAAGGAGGGGGCACUGGCUGUGCAAGACGGUGCUGGAGGGGAGCAGGAGGAGGAGGAGUGCGGUGAUGACCCACGGGUCAGACACCUGGCCUUCAUGGCGCUGCAGCUGCUCACCAGCCAGCCGCCCUCGCUGUACAGGACCUCUCCCGAGGACGCUGCGGCCCCCGACGAGGUGGCCGCCCCCGCAGAGCCCUCCAACGUCACCGGCGCUGCUCGGCCGCCCCGGAGCCACGUCACCGGGGGGCACAUGCUGCCGGCAGCCACCGCAGCCACCGGCGGAGGCGGCCCCGCCAGGUCCGCGGGUACGGCAGGUCUGUUCGCCGGACUCAGCGCCGGAACUGCGAAGGCAGCGGCGGCGCCGACGACGUCAACGGGCGGCGUGUCGGGGCAGGAUGGCGGCGCUGCCACGACGGCGGCGGCGGGCGGGAUGGGGAGUCAAGCUGUGGUGUCGGAGGCGGCUACGGCGGCGCAGUCCCCGGCACACUCCCCCGUCUCAGUCCGCCCCGCACCUUCCGGCGACGCCGCCACCACCGCCGUACACCCCGCCGCCAGACCUGGCUCCGCCGGCGGCGCAGCCGCACCCGUCUCCACCGGCGAGCUCACCCCCUCCACCAAGGGCCCGCCGCCACUCGGAAGCCGCCACUCCGCCUCCGCAGCCGCUCCUGCACCCGUGCAACCUCCAGCAGCUGCGGCCGCAGCGGCACCCAACGGUACGGCAGGCAGGCCGGCAGGCCGGUCAGCCUCUCGAUCCGUAUCGCCGCCGCGUCCUGUUUCCGCAGCCUCGCCGCUCAGGAGGGGCGACGGCGUGCGCACCGCAUCCGGAGCACCCGGACUUGGCGGACCCACGGGUCGGCACACCAGCCCGCCGAGGGAUCCGCGACUCACUGGCGCCGGCUCGCAGGCUCCCUCCGCGGAGGCUCUGGCGGGAGACCAGCUGCCCUCCGCGCCUCUGCCUGCGACACGGCCGCGCCCUGCCGCCAGCAGCGGCGGGCCGGAUGACCUGGAGUGUACCGUCCUGGCGCCCGCACCCGCACCCGCACCCGCACCUGCAUCCGGACCCAUGCCGCCGCUGGGGCGGAUGAAGCCCCUGCCGCCGCGGCCGGCAGGAGGUCCGCCCUCCCGUACGGCCAGUCCCAGUCCAGGCCGGAGCUCCGGAGCGGUGGCGGGCUCGUUGGCGGGAACAGCAGCCGCGGCAGCGGCGGCGGCAGCUGGCGCGGCGGCACGUGGUCCGUCGCCAGUACGACGGAUCUCCGUACCUGGGCAGCCGGGUCCUGCCGCUCGUGUCCAGGCAGGCAGCGCGCCUUCAUCGCCAACGGGGCCCAAACGCACCUCCCCCACUUCACCGCGGGGUCCUGGACACGCCGCUGGGCCCACGGUGUCGGGUGGGCAUGGGGCGACUGGCGCGGUGGCGCGAGGGCAGGUCGCCAGUCGGUCCGCACGGGCGUCGCCCGACGCUUCGCCUCCCAGCACGUCGCCGCCGCGGCCACAGCAGGCGGGCGGUGCGGGUCCCACUCGCAAAUGGCCCGCUGCCCGGCCGCCGCGGCCGGAGGCUGGCGCGAGGGCGGAGGGAUCCGCUGGGGUGCCGCCUCCGCCGCCGUCAACGGCAGCAGCAGCAGCGGCGGCGGGUCAGGCAGCAGCAGCUGGCGAGGGGAGGCGGAUUCCCCGGCCCGCGCAGGAUAAUGCCUCACCAACGCAGUUGUCGGAGGGAGCGCCGGCGGGUGGCGUGUCUCGGCCGACGCCGCCGCCACGUCCCACCGCCGCCGCCGCUCCAUCCCGACCGCCUGCAGCCGCCGCGCCGGCAACACCCCCGCCGCCACCCACACAGCCCCAGCCACCCCAGCCGGCCCUGGCGGCAACACCAUCAUCCGCCGGGGCUGCGCCACACGCCGGAGCUGCACCUGCCGCAGCGCCUGCUCGCCCGGGCAUCAAGCUCAAGCUCGGCUCCAUCAAGCGGCCUCCUGCUGGCGGCGACGCCACGCCCUCCAGUGGCGGCCCCUCCGGAGCCGCACCCGCAGCGGUACAUGCUGCAGCAGCUGCGGGCCCCUCGGCAACACCCUCCCUGGCCACGGCCCCGCUAGCUCGCAGAUUGUCGGUUGCGGGCUCCACCGGCGGUCCACCGCCGGCCGCCGCCACGCCCCCGCCGCCCCGAGCACCUGCGCCGCCGCCACCUCCCGCUGCUGCCCCGCUGCCCCCCGCUGCCAGCGUCGCUGCAGGCACGUCAUCUCCCACCUCCGCGGCGGUGCCCGCACCCUCCUCCGCUGCUCCUCUUGGUGCUGCUGCAGCCCCUGCGGCAGCCCCCGCACAGCCUCCCAAGCCCGUGGGUCUCAAGAUCAAGCUCAAGCUGCCCGGACUGGCAGCUGCCCGCUCGGCGGCACCUGCUGUCAGCACCGCCAGCGCCGCGCCGCCCACCCGGCCGCGACCGCCCACUGAGUCGGAUGCGGAGUUCAGGCAGGAGGAAGCCUCGCAGCAGCAGCAGCAGCAGCCACGACCCAAGACGGUGGUGAUCAAGCGGAAACCAGCGUGAUGGGAUGGGUGAUGAGCAGGACGCGAGGCUGGGUGUGUCGGCUAGGGGAGGAAGGGUGGGGAGCUGGGUUCUUCUUGGUGUGUGUGAUGGAUGAGAGGUAUUGUGCAUGGAGGGGUGUGUCUGUUACACGUGUCCCUUGUUCCUUGUAACAUUCAUUCUUGAGGCUAUUCGCUUGGCAGCUUACAAGCUGCGGAGGUUGUUCGUUCGUUCAAACGGGUUGUAGCGCACCCUCCUCCGUCAUCAGGCUGCGAAAACCCGCGUGAAGUGCCAGCGACAGUGCUGCUGAUUCGUCCGGCCUUCCCAUGUGCCCAGCAUGCUGUAGUGGGCCCUGGCGCCAGCUGGCGUGAUCCAAGUGUGUCCGCAAGAUCACCCUCGUGGUGUUGGUGGGCGGGGGUCGCGUGGUGAGGAAAGGGCUGAUAAUAGGGGUUGUGGGUCAUCGCAAUGCGGUGCGCUCAGGUGCGCUUUAACUGCUUGGUUGGUAGACGCUCCUCUCUAGGCAGAACCCUCACCACAGGAAUCUUCCGCUUACAGAUCUUGGUUGCCGUGCAAGCUAGGUGGCUUACGGCGGGCGUGAAAUUUAACCUAUUGUCGUAUAAACACACAAAGGGGGGCAAACGAACAGAGGGCCAUCUGUAGAUGCGUGUGUAGUACAACCGCACACCGGAAAACCAUUGGCAGUAGGCCCCUUCCUAUGGAUGUGGGUUUUGGGCCUGUACGACAGCGCGCGUACGGCCUCGCAAUUUGACCCGCCCACCAGGGUGGGGACAAAGAACUGGGUGAAGGCAGGUAGUGAAAGAGCGCAACUUGAAGGAGCCGUCGCUGGUCCAUGUGAUGUGACCAUAUGGGUCGCAGUCAGGCGGUGGCAUGAAGCAGCAAGAGAGCGGUGGGGUGACAGCCAGGGUGGCAGCUGGCCAAACGGACCACCGCCUACUAGCUGCCGUCUUGUACGGUUCCCACUGCAUUCCGAAGGGUGGCUAAGAUAGGCACUGGCUGUACUGCACGUCGACCUUAAGCGGGCCACGUGCAGCAGGCUGACUAAAGCAGACCACCAUCUGCCAUAAACCGGUCCGUACAUCCGUGCAUCUGGG